Molecule: messenger RNA, 885 nt
Organism: Saxophila tyrrhenica
Lineage: Eukaryota; Fungi; Ascomycota; Dothideomycetes; Mycosphaerellales; Extremaceae
Exons: 2
Coding region: 1-885 (294 amino acids)
Cellular component (GO): membrane
Source: RefSeq, a predicted model, not a curated record
AUGAACCCUCAUCUUCCUCCUCGAGCCUCCCCCACCGACUCCUUCGAAUACUACCGCUUCCACCCCUCCCUCCCAGCAGCGGUCACCUUCGUCGCCCUCUUCGCCCUCGCAACCGGCCUGCACCUCUUCCAGAUGAUCCGCGUUCGCACAUGGUUCAUGAUCCCGUUCGUCAUCGGCUGCGGACUCGAAGCAAUCGGAUACGUAUUUCGAAUCGUUUCGUCAACGGAAGCGCCCGGUCCCUAUAGCUUGGCCCCGUAUCUGUUGCAGGCGGUGCUCAUCCUUAUUGCGCCGACGUUGUUUGCCGCGUCGAUCUACAUGGAGCUGGGGAGGAUUGUGUUGAUGAUUGAUGGGGAGAGGGCGUUGUUCGUCAGGAGGAAGUGGUUGACGAAGAUCUUCGUGACUGGAGACAUCAUCGCUUUUGGCAUCCAGUCCUCAGGAGGCUCGUUACUCAGCAGCGACACGCCCAGCACCGUCGAUAUCGGAAAUAUCAUCGUCAUCGUCGGCUUGUUUGCACAGAUCAUAUUCUUCGGCCUCUUCAUCGGAGCGGCGACCAUCUUCCACGUCAAGAUGGGCAAGGCGCAGACACAGCUGGCUCGCGAACGACCUUGGACGAAGCAUAUGAUCAGUCUGUACAUUGUCAGCGCACUCAUCUUCAUCCGAUCGAUCAUUAGAGUGGUGGAGUAUGUGCAGGGCGAAGAUGGGUACAUCAUGACGCACGAGGUGUUCAUCUAUGUCUGCGAUGCAGCGUUGAUGUUCGCAGCGGUCGUGACGAUGAGUGUGAUCCAUCCUGGACAGGUUGCGAAGUAUGUGAGGGCGAUGGAGAGUGAUGAGUAUAGGAAGUGUGAGUCGAGAGAGUCGAGGAGGAACAUGUUGGAGAUGUCGUGA